Messenger RNA from Dermacentor silvarum, 4205 nucleotides. RefSeq names its product smoothelin. Gene Ontology annotation, cellular component: filamentous actin; microtubule organizing center. The transcript has 10 exons. Bases 191 to 1207 code for a protein of 338 amino acids. The record is from RefSeq and is a predicted model, not a curated record. Gene Ontology annotation, biological process: actin cytoskeleton organization. NCBI's taxonomy places the organism in Eukaryota, Metazoa, Arthropoda, Arachnida, Ixodida, Ixodidae. Gene Ontology annotation, molecular function: protein binding.
UCCUCUCUCCACACCCGACCACCAGGGGGACCCUCCGUUCUCGCAGGCCCCAUUCCUCCCCUUCGCCUUCCUUUGCGCGGGCACAGGCUCGGCACACCUUCCGCGCGACGCUUACGCACAGACACCUUGCCCAGGGGCAUAGCGGUAACCACCGGCGAGCUACAAGCCAGCAAGAGACAAAGCAGCAAUCAUGGCACGGGUAGUGAGAGGCAUCAACAUCGACAGUCUUGAUGACGAGUUCAAGUUGAUGGAAAUCCUUGACUCAACAGAGGACUUCGAAGAGCGUAAAGUGGUCCGUUCCAGGCUUCAGGAGGUGAAGGCAGUAAACAAAGCCAAGCGUGAAGCCCUGGUUCGCAACCGUGAGCAGGAGCGUGAGAACGCCAUCCGGCAGCGGCAGCAGGAAGCCGCUGAGCAAAAGCAACGCACACUCGCCAUGUACGACAAGAUGGCCAAGACCGGCAAGCUGGACACCACGCUGUACAAGGAAGGCGUGGAGUCUACAGAAGACGACGAGUCUGGCAAGGUGGACCUCGUGGAGGAUGCCAUCAAGCAGAGGCAGCGGGAGGCCGAUCUGCGCAAGAAGCGCAUCAUGGCCGCCUACGACGCAGCGGCCAAGUCCGGCCCCGCCGGCGUAGUCAAGACCGUGGACUUCGACUCCUUCAAGAAGGCCGACGUGUCAUCGUUCGAAGUUCCCAAGCCCACCGGCGCCGCCACAGGUUCGUCUACAUUCUGUGCAGCAGGCGGAGUGCCAAAGAUCGUCAAAGACGCCCCCAAGAAUGCGUUCGCCAAGUUCCAGCAGAUGGAUUCCGCUACCGCGCCGGCAAGACCCACCUUCAGCGUUCCGGUUCGUGGAGCAGCGACGACGCGAAGUGCAAGCGACAUCAAGGAGAUGCUGCUGAACUGGUGCAAAAGCAAGACCAAGGGAUACGAGCACGUGGACAUCACGAACUUCUCGACGAGCUGGAAUGACGGUAUGGCGUUCUGCGCCCUCAUCCACCACUUCUACCCGGAUGCCUUCGACUACGAUAAGCUGGAGCCCAAGAACCGCAGGCACAACUUCGACCUCGCCUUCCGCACAGCCGAGGAGCAGGCUGGAAUAUCGCCGUUGCUCGAUACGGAGGACAUGGUGCUGAUGAAGAAGCCUGACUGGAAGUGCGUCUUCACCUACGUGCAGAGCCUGUACCGCAACCUCGUCAACAAGGACUGACCCCGUCGUAGCACCGACGUCAUACACAUAUCUAGUCUUUUAAUGUUGUAUGUUCAACGGAAAAAAGAAAGAAACAAAGUACACUGCGCGUUCACGAGUGUACAGUAUACCAUCGCACUUGCUCGAUGCACAAGGAUUCGUGCGUUUCUUUGAAGGGCGUCACUCCAGAGAUGGGCAUUGUCGUUAUAUAUAUAUAUAUAUAUAUAUAUAUAUAUAUAUAUAUAUAAACACGAGACAUUUAUACGUGUUUCGAUAUGCUUGCUAAACAAGUCAUCUAUACAAGACUCGUAUCUAACAGCAAUGAGAUUGUGAAGCGCGGUUGAUGAACUUCAUUUUGAAUUCUAUCUGAUGUAAACAAUUUAGCAGCAGUUGCUCCUGUUCUAGUCGGUUCAUAGUUAAUUGCAAGUGGCGCGAGCAAGUCGAUCCCGAGCAUUAUAGACACGUUGUCACACAACAAACAGUAGCGUUUGUCCUGUCCAUUGCGUGUGAUGUAGUUCUGUUUGCGCUGCUUGCAAAGUCUUAAAGUUUAAGGGACGGUUAGUGGACUUAAGUUAGGCUAUACAGACAUAUGAUACAUCUUGAAUUUCAAUAGGCUAGUGUUGCAGCCAGUCAAAGCUUCAUGAGCUAUAAGAGACGCGAAAUAAGAAAGACAAGCGGCGACGCCAUCUAGGCCUUCCCGCAACAGCUCUCAAUGACGUCAUGGAUUUUGACAUCUGUUCUGAGUUUAUAAGUAUAGACAAUAUGUAGAUUGCACUCGAUAAAAACUCUUCCUGGGCAACUUUACGACCUUUUUUAAAACAAAAGCCCCGGUCUAAACACUCGAAAAUUCAACAACAUUCGCGAUCUCAUGCUGACGUCAUGGCCGCGGCAGUCUGGGCGUGACGAAAACUUUGCCCACUGUCUCCGCUAAUAAACGCCCUCUUUCCGCCCACGAAAAGCAAGCGGAGCAUUGAAAUAAUAAUGCUACCAGUCUAAACGUACUUAAUAGAGAGCUUUAUCGUGUCCGGUAUUCCGCUAAACUGGAAGCGGACUGGGCGUUUUGCCGGAUGGGCGAGCAGGCGCUAACGUGAAUGGCCUGCACGGAGCAGCCAUCUUGUGGCGCAGCGCUCAACCGAAGACAGAGCUAAUAUCGCCAUAAACAAAUGUGUUCGACUUCACUGCUGGUGUAAAUUUUCGGCAGCGGCGAAAAUAUAUUCAUUAGCAAAGUAACAGCAAAAUCGAGAAAGAGGCUAACAAAUGGAGCAGUACAUUGUAGUAUAAAGGUUAUAAACAGGAAUAUAUAACGUAACUCAAAAAGGCCGGCCAACGUUUCGAUAGGAAGGCCCCCGCUCACCCGGUAUACCGCCCGAUCUGCCUGCGUUUAGCGGAAUACCGGACACGCUGAUACUCUCUAACCUAAGCAUCCCUUUAAGAUAUGCAAAGAAGCGUGAUUUGUCAAUGUCAGUAUGCGAGUUACGUGUUGUCUUUCCGGACGACUUUUACUUCGGCAAGAUUUCUGAUUUCACAAAUGUCGACGUAUUGGUCAAGCUGUGAAAUUAAGAACGUGAUCAAACUCUGUUGUAGCACCGUUGUUAAAUUUUUAACUGAUUGUAUUGCGACCGCAAGAAUUGUGACGAUAGCAUGAAACAGCUCGAUAGCACUCCAAAGAAUUAUGUUUGGUUCCCUAGUGGUGCAGGUAUACAUUCCUGUGGAGGCAAAUGGCCGACGGGGUGCGUGGCACCAAGUGAUAUAGGCUCACUAGGGCCUGUUGGCUCUCGAACAUAUCUCGUUGAGUUGGUAGAAUAGAAGCAUUGAAGUGAUGAAAAACAAUAUGCAACAAGCCAUUCUUUUCGCAAAAAGAGCCCUAUAUAGCGCGCCAUUGUUUUUACUAUUGAUUGAACAAUAAACGAGCUUUAAAUGUUGCAUUUAUGCACUUCCGAGAUGAAGCGGACUUUAAUGUUGAUCCUUACGCUUUACUACACGAGCUAAAUGAGACGCUGCAAGUCCUUUCAAAGAUUGUAAGCUUCUCGCACUUUUUGCGCACGCGAAGGUUAAUCGUAAUGUGAACGUAAAAAACGCGGCAGCGCGCAUCUGAAAUCUUCGCUUUCACAAGAACUUUCCUGCCCCCAAAGGAACAGUUGAAUAUACUGUAAAUUGUUGUCGCCAUAAGGUAAGCCAUAAUUACAGACGCCCUAAGGAUUUUUUUUUUCUUGAUGACGCGUUGCACCAGCUGGAAUAGAAUUGCGAUGGUGAGACUGGCGUGUAGUCUCACUCGAAGAAGACGGUCAGGCAUUCAUGCUCAGCACUCUAACAAAAUGGUCACCGGUUAAUUUGUUACAGAUUUGACAACUGUAGCAAGUGUACCUGUCAGCGGAUUCCAGUGUGGGGAGAAACACUGCAUUAGGAUGCCGGUAAAAAAUAUAGCAGUCUAAAUCUAUCAUGGCAGCUUUUCGUAACACUCGCAUUAGUUGUCUUUUCUCAUCACGGCGGUGACUAUUUAACGCACCUAUAUGCGUUCUGAUAUGUAGUUACAAUUUUGUGAGCCCCCUCCUGCCUCAGCCUCACCUCUUGACACUUUGCAGUCAUCUGCUGAUUCGAAUGGACAUAUUUGUGUGCGCAGUAGGCAGAGCGAGCAAGUAAGCAGCAGGCUUAUUAUAACAACCACAUAAUCAUCAAACCAUCACAGUUUAUAUCACGAACGCAAGCUGAACUCUUCCUAGCCAUUGCAAAAGAGUCGUUGCGAAUACGUCCACAGUAAAAUAUGGGCGAAGAGAUGAUGAGUAAUGGAGUGUGAAGAUUUCUUCUUUGUUUUAUCAAUCGAUUUUUUGUGUGUGUGGUUGUUUGUUUGCUGUAUCAUAUAGACACACGCUAUACCUUUGCGUCGUGCAGGUCUUCUAGCGCUCGAUAACGCAUUAGCCUGUAUACGCCUGAGAAAAUAUUGAUGGCCCUCACGCUUUCAGCAUUGCACCCUCAUUCGCUGUAUAGUGGAAUCUUUUGUAAGCUGAAUAAAACAAGCUAU